Messenger RNA from Alternaria rosae, 1773 nucleotides. RefSeq lists its product as uncharacterized. NCBI's taxonomy places the organism in Eukaryota, Fungi, Ascomycota, Dothideomycetes, Pleosporales, Pleosporaceae. The coding region runs from base 1 to 1773 and encodes 590 amino acids. The record is from RefSeq and is a predicted model, not a curated record. The transcript has 2 exons.
AUGUUCCAUGUAUGCGCUAGCGGCCUGGACGAAGGACAGGAGGCGAACUUCAGCGGCGGUCUUGUAGAGAUAGCAGCUCUGACUGCUGUAAUUGGGGGUUCGACUGCUGAAUUGAUUGCUUUGGGGAAUCGCGGCGCUUGCGGUUUGCCAUGGGCAGCUUUGAGCUCCUUUGGGUCGAUCUUUAUUGUUAAAGCAUGCAUAUCCGCUUGCACACCAGGAUGGCUUCGAGAUACCGUCGGUGUGAGGACUAGUGGGUCUGACAAGGCCGUUGGGUGUUGCAUGAAGCUAAGUAGGAAGGCAAACAGUCCCGUAGUCACUGGCAGUGCUGUUGGAGUGACGGUGAAAUGGACCAAGAACAGCGAGGGUUCUACGUUGAUAGCCACUGGAAGCGAAGAUUUCGAAGACGUUUACGCUUUCGAUGAAUGGACGGCUGGCCCAUUGCGAUCUUGUGCAGUAGCCCAACCCGGAGAGCAUCUGCAAGCCCACGUCUACAUGCGAGAUCAUUACUGGGAGAUUGCGCAACGCUCGCAAACCAGGGACGACUGGAUCGUUACGUUCGCAACCUUGCUGAAGGUCGUGGAGAUGUAUUUGCUCUACUACUUCGGUUCUCGACGAGUCUUCCUGGUCACAGGAGCCAUCUGGGCGUACACAUUCCUCUCAGCGAUCAUUUUGCAGUGGUUUCACGUCGGAAGGGCUACAACGGCCGGUGAGCAGCCAACAAAUUUCGACGUUGUGUCGGGAUCGCUGCCUACACCUCAAGUCAUCGGAGGCGAGCGGAGGGUUCUCUUCGGGGUACCUGUCAACCUUCGCAAAGGUCGCGCGUGGCAAGUUUUCUGGAUCUUAGGCGCCGUCGUUUGCGUCACUUCUCUCCUCGGUACAUAUGCCAUUCUUUCCAACGAGCCGACCAUUUGUUUCCGGAUCUGGCUUGGUUUCCAAGUAAUUUGGCUUGCGCUUCGAUCGAUCUUCUUCCACUUUGCUCAGCAGGUAGACGAUAUGAAGCAUAUCAUUACACCGACCAUUACGGAUGAGAACCGACCACCGGAGUCAAGCCUGCGGCUCUUGGGACUAGCGAUUGGUGUCUCGAAGCAUCAGAUUCUGAAUCAUCCCCGCGGUGUGCUUAGCUAUGCGAACGACGCACAAGAUCCCGUGGUCAUCAGGAAACUUUUGAGCGACGCGAAUCUGGAAUAUACCAAACACUUUGAGCUUCCAACGCGCGGAAAUCCCGGACUCGAGUUCAACAUCUCUGUCGUCGCAGUCAUCGGCGACACGUUGCUCUCGAGUGUCGCAUGGCUUAUGGGAUCGCCGCUCACCGGGAUGGACCUCUACGAUUCGUGCAUUUUGGCUGUUCGCGUCUCCGGCACGACUCAACUGAUACCGUCUUGUCGAGUGCUUUCCGGUCGCAUCACCAGCGAACAAGUCCCGGAUCCCGAGACGACGUUGCCUUCCAACUUCCGACCCAAAGGCGCAGCAAACGAGGGCCACAACAUUAGCUGGCGGUACUGGAUACCAUGCGACGGGAAGAAAUGGCUGUGGUACAGCACCCCAUGGGCGACGACCACGAAGGACGACUUGGGUAUCACGGGUACGAGGAAGAUGACGGUCACGACGGGAGAUGGCAUAACCAAAGAGCUCUUGUCGGGGACGUUGCAAAUCAGUAUGAGCGACGUGCAGGCUGUCAAGGAUGCUGUCGCGCAGUCUGCGAAGGCAGCUACAAUACUUCGAAACAUGCUGAAAGAAGAUUUUACAACGUUCGGGAAGAGCGCAAAGUCGUAG